AGUGGCUUCUUGAGCAUUUCUUCUCUCUAUAAUUAAUUUUUGUAGUAGUUCUAUGAACCCACGUCACCCUCCCCCUCCAUUUUGUGAUUGACAUUCAAUACGUAACUCAGAGGAAUCUAAGACUAGUAAGAGUAUCUUUCGCGCUGACAGAAAUAUGGGCAAACAUAAGAAACGUCGCCAUUCAGAGACUGAGUCUGGUGACGAAUCUGAAGAUAGUAGUGCAAGUGAAUCCAUGUCAGAUUCAGAGUCUAGCAGUGAGGAGGAGAAAAAGCGCAGUCACAAGAAGAAGCACAAGAAGGAGAAGAAGAAAAAGAAAAGAAAGAAGUCCAAAAAGAGUAGAAGGCGUUCAGUAGAUGAGCGGCUCACAUCCAAGGACUACUUUCUGAAAAACCGCGAGCUGCGCUUGUGGCUCCAGGAAGAGAAAACUGUCUUUUUCGAGGACUUGACAAGUGAAAAAGCUAGAUCCUACUUCAACGAUUUUGUGAAACUCUGGAAUAAGGGAAAGCUGGAUGAGAAAUACUACAAAGGUCAGACGUCUGGUGUGCGGAGUCAACAGGAUCGUACACGGCACUCAUGGAAUAUCUCUGGCAUUAACAAGAGGACGCUGGGUUCGGUUGUUAGUGAGGUAACAUCUCUAACCGAUGACCAGUCUGGCUUUGGACCCCCUGUGCCUGCUACUGGCUCAACCGCUGUCUCUGCUUCCAAACCAUCUGCUGCUGGUCCUUCAAAGCCCGCAAGUGUGCGCACUGCACCCGUCAAGGCAUUGGUUGGACCAAUGCUGCCACCGGGUUUCCAGCCACAACGUGAAGAUGCGGAAGAGGAGAGAGCUGAGAAGCAUCGGAGUGUUGCUGAGGAAAGGCGGCGAAGGGCAGAGUUUCACAGAGAGGCUAUUGAAACUAUGCUACCCAAGGCAAGUGGUCAUGAGGCCAAGGUCGAGAAACGGAAGGCGGCCGCUGAGAGGCGCCGUGCACGAGGCGAUAGCCCCGAUGUGGAUUAUGCUCGAGUACAGAGAGGGGGAGGUAACAUUGAGAAAGUGAUAGCUGCAAGGAAGCAUGCCAGGGAGACCAGGUUGGAGCAGAAGCAGCAUCUAGCAGCUGAGAAGCUGAGGGAGUAUGAAGAAAAGGAGAGAGAUCGGAUGGCUGAAAUCCUUCAGAUGGCAAAGUCUAACCAGAGUCGUGGUGCCCUUUGGCAGCCAAAAGGAACAUAGCCUGCAGAACUUCUCCUGGUCACCAGCAGCUGCUGAGAGGUGGCAAGAUCUCAACAUGCACUUCUCUAGCGAUCGGUCUUUUAUUGACUUGCCAACUUCUAAGAAGAGUAAGCAUACCUUUUACAAGCGUGCCGGUUUCUUGUGUCGCUCUACAUGUUCAAGCCUGUGAUGUAUAUAUAUACACGAUGGAUUCAUAUUGCAUCAUUCUUAGCACCACAGUCAGACACUACGAAAUCAAGGUGCCGCUACGAUAGCCAACAAACGCUGCCUAAAGUUGUAUUGAAGGCAUCGUAUUUACACAUCUACGUUUUCUGAAACCAAGCCACAUGAAUAAAAAUGUACAUACUCAUAACAUGUAUUUUGCCAGUUAGUUUCUGACUUUUAAAUAGUAUGGUACCAGUUUGUACCAGCAUACAUUGCAAUAAUUUUCAUCAUGAAAUAGCUCCGAAUCAACAGACACUGAGAGAAACACUGGUAUAAUAG
Messenger RNA from Sycon ciliatum, 1690 nucleotides. RefSeq names its product caldesmon-like. Lineage: Eukaryota; Metazoa; Porifera; Calcarea; Leucosolenida; Sycettidae. The record is from RefSeq and is a predicted model, not a curated record. The transcript has 13 exons. Bases 155 to 1207 code for a protein of 350 amino acids.